AUGCACCGUCUGCGGGAAGAGCUUCGCUCGAAGAUGAGCAGGGAUGUACUGCUUCGCCAUACUCGAGCCCACGUUGUAAACGAUGCCGGUAGCGAUCGCGAUGCGACGUUGACAUUGCCAGCAGAAGAACAGCAUUUAACCCCGAGUGUCGAAGAGAUACAGAAUCCAGAGGUGCUGUCUUGCGAUCACGGCAAUGGCGUGUCAAAUCAAUCACAUUUCAACCCGCAGGAGAGUUCUAUUUGCACCACGUCCCAUCGACGAUCCCCAACGGCGACAAAGACAGCAAGCAUUGGUGUAGAGCUUGGAACCCCUGACGUAUCACCCAUUCAAACUGAGUCAGUGACUACUCCUGAGACACACUGGUCGCCCUUGAUCAACAACGAUGCGGUAAGGGAGCUUGCCGAGCAGCGACUAGAGCGGUAUGAGUAUAGGGAUGAGACAACCAAGCUCACCGCCCCCCAAGAUUCAUUAUCCAUACCUAUGCCGCACGCUCCACCGGAGACUAUUCCUGUGCAGUUAGGUGACGAGACACUCCACUGGGACUCCACACCGCUCCUGGGGAGCCAUCUUGACAUCAGUGUUGGGAGUAUCUUAGAUGAAGCAUCAUUCCCUUCGGACUCGUUUCAAUCGUGGUGCAAUGACUUCGAUGGGCGCUUCUUUGCUGCAGGCUCCACACGCAACAUGCCAAGCCUGGCUGGUGACCCAGGCUUGCCUGAGCUGGAACUAGACGUCCUAGGACAAAAGUUGGACAAGACACAAGCCCCAUGGCCGAGGAGGCCGCGUCGUGUCGCCUCUUUGAUGCAUACUCUAUGGCAUGACGUGGCUUCUUGCACGGAUAGAAACCUCCUCUCGCAGAAAGUCCAAGCUGGAAGGCCGCGGUGUGACCAGCAUGACAAAAUCGGCGUGAUCUUCGACAGCCUUCGGCCACUGACAGCGCGCUUCAUGGGCUGCAGUUGUAGUGACACAGAUCCUCUGUAUUCUGCAGAUGAUGGUGGCAUAUCCGCCGGUGGUUGUACUACAUCCAGCUUCUCGCAAAGCGUUCAGAUAUGCCAUACUUGCAAGGUCUCCUUCAAGCUCUUAGCUCUGGGUCUGGAGCAGUAUAGACGAAAGUUCCAUGCCACUAUACCGAUAGUGCAUAUUCCAACCUUCCGCGAGCAAGAGACCCCACCUACUCUACUCUUCAUCAUGUGCUUAAUUGGGCUGACGUUUGUCAAUUCUGAAGAAGCCACUGCUCUAGUUUCGAGGGUUUUCCCCGGCGUGCUAGAACAAGUAUACUCGGAAGUCGUCACCAGCGCCUUCGAGGACAUCGGCCCAGAGAAAAGGAUUCGCAUGUUCGCGGCGUCGGGGCUCAUGCUUGCCCUUGUGAUACUUACCGGGUCAGAUCAUCAGUCCCGUUCACGAGAUCUCAUGCUUAUCAAUCCUCAGGCGGCACGCCAGCACGGCUUAUUCACAGCCAAUUACCACGACGUUCUGAACAAUCCUUUAGCCGAAACUUUAACGGAACAUGAUCAAUGGGUGUCUUGGAGUCGGGUCGAGUCGACUAAGCGAGUCAUCAUGUGUCUUUUGUUAGCCGAUGCAUGGUUUUCGGAGUACUAUUCUACAAACCCCAUCGUGUGCACCGAACACAUUAAAGUCUUUCUCCCCUGUGACAAGAGACUCUUUCAGGCAUCAACAUCCAGAGAAUGGGCUCAACUCAAAGAGCACGGAUGCAGAGCAACGAGCUCUCAAUUCACGAUAUCUUCUACUGACUUGCAGCUGCCCGUCCUCCCCCGACCCGCCGACCAGUAUUCCAUGAAGGUCAUACUCUGCUCCGUGCUCCUCCGCAUCCACGAUAGCUACUGCGUCCUAUUCUGCGGCGCCGACGCGGCGAUCCUGUCCAGUAAUCAAUACAUCCCGUGGAAGGUCUUUGCGCAGGAGAAGAAGGCCAAGCUGAAUACGCAGCUGGUCCUGCAGAUUAUGCAGCUCUGCGAGAGCAACAUUGAGGAAAUCGCCUCCGAUCUUCUGGUCAUUUGGCAUCAAUUGGCCAUUAUGCUGACGACUGAUUGCUACCUCCUCGAAGAAGCGGCUGGGAGGGAAGGGACUGAAUCCGCGAGGAGGGCGAUUGCUAUGGUCAAGAUCUGGGCAUGCACUCCUGCUGCGAGAAGAGCUUGUCUGCAUGCGUCGCAGGCUUUCAAAAUCGCAUCGCGUCGACGCCCACUGGAUAGCGGGUCAUUCCAAUCCCCUCAUCAUCUGUUCAACGCUGCUCUGGUUCUGGGGUUCUAUCUUCUCGUCGCACCCGCAGAGAUAGACGGGCAAGCCAGAUGCAGUGAGAAGUUCGAAAUGCUGAGUGAUGUCGAUUGGAAAGUCAUAGGGGCCGAGGGCCUUGUCGAAGUGGAAGCCCGAGUCGCCGCCAGAACCCAAAACGCAGCUGUAAAUUUCAUCCGUUUCGGUGGCCCCAUAUCUAUAGAUGGUGAGCCUUGUCACGGGGGUGUUUGGUCUGCCCAGAAGAUUUUCCUGGAUUUUGCCAGUCUUUUGGAUGCUAUGAAGAAGUGGAAGCUUGGGGAUUACUCUCGUCUGCUGUACACUUUAUCUGAGAACCUCGGGCAACUUCACAUGGCUGUUGACGAUCAUUUGCAGAUAGCAAGGCAGUAA
Molecule: messenger RNA, 2631 nt
Organism: Clonostachys byssicola
Lineage: Eukaryota; Fungi; Ascomycota; Sordariomycetes; Hypocreales; Bionectriaceae
Source: the annotation of a GenBank genome assembly